CAACCUCCCCUUUUUUCUAAAGUUCCAUCUUUUCUGUUUCCAUUUUUAUUAUCAAUUAUUAUUCGAUGAACAAUUUUGAAAAAUGCAAAUACACAAUUCCGCAAUGCUCGAGACCUCGCAUCUUGAAUCCGGAUGGAUUUAUUGGUAACGGAAGAUGUUAAAGAGUGUGUUGAUCGGGUCCGCAAUGCCGGGACCAAGACUAAAUCCAAAACUGGUCGACUGUCACGGCGCCGCGAAUUCAAGCGUCGUGGGCGGGUCUGGGUCGUUUCAAGUUGGGCAAGUCUAGCAAGCUUCAAAGAGGGUGACGACGUCUUCUCACGUCCCGUCGGGGCGCAGUCUUUCACCAACCCACCAUACGCCGGGGAUCACCAUGCAACCCCACAAAUUACAUAAAAUACGACGUCCAGGGGAACCACUCAAGAGCCGGCCUAGAGCCUCUUCUUAUGCUUGCCGUUAAACGCUACAGGGAUUCGUUCUUGAUUCCCAUGUCCUCUUCGUCGUAUUGUGCGUUUUUGUACGAUGGUUGGGGCUUUGUUAACCUCCUGGCCAACCUCGAAACAUGUAGGUAUUCGUACUUAAUCGUACUACACCCACCAUCUCCUUUUUGCUGUAGUUUUAUAUCUCUUAUUUUCGCUUUCGUUAUAUUCUCAUUCGUUCUAUCGAUAGACUGUUAGACCUGUUUUCUUCAUUUCCUAGCAACAGUUAAACAGACAAUAUGAUUCCUUCGUUAUGUACAUUCUUCACUACCGUUGCUGCCCUGACAGCAACGGCUCAUGCUCUCCCACAACAAGGUAGUGGCUUUGGAUCUUCAUCCUCGACCAGUUCUUCCUUUGCUGUAGCAAGCUCUAGUUCGACAGCCUCAGCCUCGGCUUCAUCUUCGACUUCGACGACGGCCUGCAAUAACUCCCCUAGCCUAUGCAGCCGCUCAUAUAGCAAUGUAACUCACAUGGGUGCUCACGAUUCUGCGUUUCUGCGAGAUGCGUCCACAAGUAACUCAGUAGCUGGAAAUCAGUACUACAACGCAACCGUCGCUUUAGAUGCAGGGAUCCGGUUACUCCAGGCCCAAGUCCACGACAAGAGCGGUGUUAUCCAACUAUGUCACACAUCCUGCAACCUGCUCGAUGCCGGUACGCUCCAGAGCUGGUUAACAUCCAUCAAAUCCUGGAUGGACUCCAACCCGAACGAGGUAGUAACACUGCUUCUCGUCAACUCCGACAGCAAGACCGCAGACCAAUUCGGAACUGUCUUCAGCGCCUCGGGCAUUAGCACAUACGGGUACGAACACUCAGGUAGCACGUGGCCAACGCUACAAGAGAUGAUCACCUCAAACAAGCGACUUGUGACUUUCAUCGCCUCGAUCACGACCAGCACGACAUACCCGUACCUGCUGUCGGAAUUCGACCACAUCUUCGAGACAGCGUAUGACGUGACGUCCCUCUCGGGCUUCAACUGCACGCUCGACCGGCCAUCGACGCAGAGCUCCGCCAGCGCCGCCAUAACCGCCGGCAUGAUGCCGCUGAUGAACCACUUCGCGUACCAGCUCCUCGCGGCAUCCAUCGAGAUCCCAGACGUCGACUCCAUCGCCACAACCAACAGCCCGUCUACCUCCACGACCGGCAACCUCGGCCUCCACGCGCAGAACUGCAACAGCGAGUGGACCAAAGCCCCCACUUUCGUCCUUGUCGACUUCUUCAACGAGGGCCCUGCUAUCACCACCGCUGAUAAUCUGAAUGGUAUCUCGGCCGUCGGUCGCUCGACUAAGGCUAUGACUUCGACGACUGUGACUACGGCUGCGGCGGGUAGGACCGGCGGGCUGGGGAUGGGUGCUGGGGCGCUGGUUGCUUUUUUGGUCGCUACGCUGGUCCUUGUUUAGGGGCGAGGUGGUGAUAUAUACAUUACCUGCACAUCACGUAUUCCAACAUACUUCGACAUAUUUCGAACAUAUACAAGAGAAGAAGGAGAAAAAAAGGGGCGGUUGCGGGUUUUCUUUGUCUGGGUCGGGCUGGUUGGCAUUGCAUAGCGAUGGCGUUUUAUUUUUUUUUAUUACUUUUUAUCACUAAAACGGAUGCACAGUUUAGCGUGCCGUUUAUCUAGAAAGGUCGGUAUCUAAGAGUAGGUACCUACAUAGAGAAUGCAAGAUCGGCCUGCGUAUAUAGCUAGGCGUGGGCUGGAAAUCCUGAAAAGAAGGAUGGAAUGGGUGGAUGGAUACCUAGUACCGGGGUUAGAGUGCGGAUUCCGGCUUGAGGGCUGGGGAUUGGGACUUACUCGGAUAGAGGCUAGAUGCUGAUAUAUAUACCCUACAUAGGUGGGCGAGGUAUAUAUCAUUUGUAGAUAGAUACAAUUGAAAUGGCCCGUAAAGGGGUCUUCAAGGCAUUCCUUAUCUCCGGAUUGCUUCGGAUUUGUGUGAUUGAAAGUCGUAAAAUCCUUCGUUGGGUUAGAAGGUGAUCCUGACAAUGAUCUAAGCAUUUCGCAACGUAACAACCCUCACAGUUUUGUAAACAAGAUAAAAUCGCAAGGCUGAUGUAGCAGAGGCAUUCAUUAUAUGAUGGGUAUCUCAACUGCGAAAUAACGAC
Molecule: messenger RNA, 2573 nt
Organism: Annulohypoxylon maeteangense
Lineage: Eukaryota; Fungi; Ascomycota; Sordariomycetes; Xylariales; Hypoxylaceae
Product: PLC-like phosphodiesterase
Exons: 1
Coding region: 716-1873 (385 amino acids)
Biological process (GO): lipid metabolic process
Molecular function (GO): phosphoric diester hydrolase activity
Source: RefSeq, a predicted model, not a curated record